AUGAAUGCCAAUUUUGCGACUGAAAUAUUAGUUACGUGCGCAAUUGAAACAAAAGUAGAACACGUGGAAGGAGAAUCAUGGGAAGGGUCAACUAUUUUUUCCGAGAAAUUUAAAGAUUACCACAACCUAAAAAUUAAAAGACAAGGACAAAUUCGGUGUGCAGUGUAUUUCCCUAAUUACUUCCAGUCCCACAUUAUCGGGAGACUAGAAAAGCUCAUUGAAUUCUCACAUCGUUACCAUACUUGCUGGAACUGUUCAUGGAAGCACAAGUCUCAUCAUCUAAAGGGAAGUUCGUUAAGCACCAGUUAUCGAUGUUGGAAUUUGCGCCGACAGCCUUGUAAAGAAAUAACAGCCUCCAGUAUCAAGUUGUUUCAAUCACCGCGGCCAUCCAUAAUCGGUUCCGUAAUUUCAGUGUCGGUUGACCCAUCUAAUGUCUUUCACGAUAACCAUGAUGGGUGGGUAACGCGGCAGCUUAACCUUGUAACGAGGCAAUUAGCGACAAACACAACUACAGUUAACAUUGCUUGUGCUAAACUGGUUAAUGUCACGGGGCCGUGUCGUCGUCGUCGAGGGCUCUGGUUGGAAGAGCCCAUCGUUCUGUCUUUCGACGAAGAAACUGAAAAAUUGACCGAGAUUUUGUUUACGCCCCCGUACAGGAUGGAGACGACUGAAAUACCAAACACAAGUGUCAUCGAUUUCACUAGUGAAUCUCCUAGUGGUGCAACCGUUACGAACAUCGAGGAUGGCCGUUUAGUACCAUCGAUGCGCGAAUCCCGAGAUCUUGAUUUGCCACAUUCCCGAAUCUAUUUCCCGUUCGUACUCAGUCUCGUUACGAGGUUCAUAUCGGCACUUACUGCCGGUAGGCCGUCUGUGCCAAUUGGAGGAAACCCUACGCUAACUGGCGGUGUUUUGCCUAUUUUUGUACCUUCGCAAACGGUGACUGUCACCGUGACCAAUACGUUCUUUGUCCAGCUCUGCACCCCUUCCCCAUUUCCUUUCUCGGAAUGCCUUCAAUUUCGCAAACGAUAUUGAGUAUUUACCCCAAGACUUUCGGAUGGUACAUUUUUUGUAUAGUCAGGUUGCUUUUUUGCUCACGUGUUAUUUAUUUUAACGUUGCUAUUUAUUGAAUAUCUGUUUUAACGAAUGGUUUGGUAAAUGUGCUAUUUAUUGGAUGGGUCAACUUAACAAAGAUUAUUCUUUAGGACAGUAACGGCUUAACUGUAUCGGCUAUUUCUUAAUCCGUAUACAUUAACAGAACUGGU
Molecule: messenger RNA, 1262 nt
Organism: Daphnia magna
Lineage: Eukaryota; Metazoa; Arthropoda; Branchiopoda; Diplostraca; Daphniidae
Exons: 7
Coding region: 1-1032 (343 amino acids)
Source: RefSeq, a predicted model, not a curated record